This is a messenger RNA of Mus musculus (house mouse), 3576 nucleotides long. RefSeq names its product serine/threonine/tyrosine kinase 1 (gene Styk1). The coding region runs from base 1042 to 2331 and encodes 429 amino acids. The transcript has 9 exons. Gene Ontology annotation, cellular component: plasma membrane; membrane. Gene Ontology annotation, molecular function: protein tyrosine kinase activity; ATP binding; protein kinase activity. NCBI's taxonomy places the organism in Eukaryota, Metazoa, Chordata, Mammalia, Rodentia, Muridae. The record is from RefSeq and is marked validated.
AGGAGACAGUGCUAGCUAGAGCUUGAGACAGAGCAGUUAUGCUGGGGUAUACAGAGAUCACACACAUACUAAGGUAGACAGGGAACUUACUAGGUAGCCACAGGCUGGCUUCUAACUUGCCAUCUUGCUGUCUUUGUCUCUAGAGUGCUGUUUUUGCAGGUGUGAGUUGCCUUGUUUUGGUAUUGCAUAGUUACAUUAAUAUGUGGUCAUUGGGGGAACUGGGUGAGGGAUACAGAGAAAGAGGACACAUCUGUUGUGUACUUGUAACUUUACAUGAAACUCUGCUUUAAAAUUAAAGGGAAGCAGAGGCAGGUAGAUCUCUGGAGUUCAAGGCCAGCCUGGUCUACACAGUGAGUUCUAAGAUAACCAGGGCUACACAGAGAAACUCUGUCUCCAUCCAGCCCCCACAAAGUCCCACUGAACUUAUUGGAAAUUGUUCCUACAUUAUAUUUCAGUUGGUUGAUGUAAAAUAAAAUAUUUAUAUGUUGUAUGUAAAAAAAGCAUAAAUCAUCUCUUGGCAUUUGCCAUAUAUAUUUAUUCAGACAAUGGUUUGGAUAAAGGUGGAAUGAAAUGUUAUGUACAAAAAUGUGACAUGCAGCUGAAAUGAAUUUAACAUGCUUCAAGAUUGUAGCAGGGGUAGAUAUUUAUCAGCAGUCAGGAUGGUUCGGCGGGUCCCUACUUCAGCAUGAUCACAUAAGUCUAGGGUGCCUUUACAAUACUUUCAAUAACAAUGAAAAAAGGAGCAAGGCUGGAAAGUUGCAAAAGAGAGAAAGUAAAAUGCAUUGGGGGGAAAUGAAUGUUUUUCAGACUGAAUUUUAGAAAAAAGAGCAGAGAGGAGUGGGUGGCUCAGAAAAGACACUAUGUGCUUAGUAACUAGAGUGUCAUAGGUAUAUUUAAAUUUUCUACAUGUGCUGUUUUUUGUUUUAUGUUUUUUGUUUUUUUUCCCUAGAAUAAUAACGAAGUCUUUGGAAAUACUGCACCACUGCCGCUGUGCUCCGUGCAUCCUCUGUGCGCCUAACAGAGGAGGUUGGCCCUGUGGCCAUGGGAGAGAAGGGUCACCUGAGCCGGGUGUUGUUGGAAUGCAGUCUCAGUGACAAGCUGUGUGUUGUCCGAGAGAAGCAGUAUGAAGUAAUCAUUGUUCCGGCUCUCCUGGUUGGCGGCUUUCUCAUCCUUCUUGCAAUCAUCCUGUGGCUUUUUAUCAGAGGACAGAGAUCCCAAAGGCAGAGCCCUGGACCCCGAGGCACUGCCUCUGUACCUGCAUCUAGGGGCAGAAGCCAGGAGGCAGCAGGACAUGGAGAAAAAGUACUUCUGCCUCUUAAGGAGACCUCAGUGGAGGGCUUUCUGCGAGCGGCCACACCCCGCCUGGCUAAGCUGCAGGUGCCCAGGGAACAGCUCUUGGAGGUUCUGGAGCAAAUCCACAGUGGUAGUUGUGGGACCCUCUAUCAUGCAACAAUGACCACCAAGGAUCACCCUAAGCCAAAAAGUGUGGUCCUUAAGGCUUUAGAAGAUCCAGUUGGACUCCAGGAGGUCCAGGAUUUUAUAGGACGAAUCCAAUUCUAUCAGUACCUGGGGAAACACAAGAACCUGGUACAGCUGGAGGGCUGCUGUACAGAAAGGCUGCCACUCUAUAUGAUGCUGGAGGAUGUGGUCCCAGGGGACCUGCUCAGCUUUCUUUGGACCUGUCGAAGGGAUGUGAUGACCAUGGAUGGCCUGCUCUAUGAUCUCACAGAAAAACAAAUAUAUCACAUUGGAAAGCAGAUCCUUUUGGCCCUGGAAUUCCUGCAGGAGAAGCACCUGUUUCAUGGGGAUGUGGCUGCCAGGAACAUCCUGAUCCAAAGUGACCUGACUCCCAAACUUUGUCAUCUGGGCCUGGCUUAUGAAGUUCAUGCCCAUGGGGCCAUCUCCUCUGCUCGAUCCAGCACCAUCCCUCUCAAGUGGCUUGCUCCAGAAAGGCUUCUCCUGAGACCUGCAAGCAUCAGGGGAGAUAUUUGGUCCUUUGGGAUCCUGCUUUAUGAGAUGGUGACUCUAGGAGCACCACCAUACCCUGAAGUCCCUCCCACCAGCAUCCUACAAUAUCUUCAGAGAAAGAAAAUCAUGAAGAGACCCAGCAGCUGCUCACAUGCCAUGUACAACAUCAUGAAGUGCUGUUGGCGCUGGAGUGAGGACAGCCGCCCCUUACUUGGUCAGCUGCUCCAGCGCCUAGAAGCUGCUUCUAGAUCUGCCGAUGACAAGGCUGUGUUGCAAGUGCCAGAGUUGGUGGUGCCUGAACUGUAUGCAGAUGUGGCUGGCAUCAGGGCAGAAAGCAUUUCCUAUAGCUUCAGUGUCCUUUGAAGAUGGUCCUAGACAAAUGACUAUAUAUGGGUGGAAUUAGUUCCUUCAAGAACAGAGAGAAGGAACUUUCUGUGGCCCACCAAGGGAGAAAAAAGGACAUGGAUCUUGCAUCUUUCCCUAAACAUUUUCCUAGACAUCUGAAAUGCUGCUGGAUGAAGCUCUACCUCUACAUACCAUGUACUCUUGAGCUAAGAAUCACCAUCAAUUGUAGUUUGCUUUCCAGUCCCAAGGGCUGAAGUAUAAGUGGUGGACCGUGUCAUUCUAAAGGAGGUUUUUAAAAUCUGCAAUGAUUGUAAGGGAAUUAGGCAAAAGGGCUGGUCCCACUCACUCCAGGCUGGUUUACUACUGAAACUAGUUUUUCUUUUCUUUUUUUUUUAAGUUAAACUAUUACAGAGUAAAAAUAAACCAGAUGGGCAUGAAUGAACACCUUCUAAUUUUUAACCAUGAAUUGAAUAUUGGAAUUCAUGAGAAAGAAAAUUCUAGGUUCUUUUUGCUAAGAGGUGUUAAGGUGAGUCAAUAUAUCCUUCAAGGAAAGGCUUUGUCUCAUCUAUGUUGACGGGACGUAAAAGUCCUCGUCCCGUUAUGAAGAGCUGAAGAAGAUCUAUAAGAAACAAUACUGAGCCUUUCCUUGACUAUAGAUAGAAGAGCAUCCUUUCAUUGAACUCUGAGGCAGGUGGACCAUGCAUGAUACUAAGUUUAAUUAGAAGCAGGAGGAGUCAUUUCAUGAUUAGGAACAUUGUUCAUCCCAUUUGUUUGCCAGUUCCUGUAAGACUAAGGAGAAUCAGCCUAUAGAGCCAAAGCUAGAACCAGGGAUAAAAAGUGUGUGUGUGUAUAACAAAUAGGAAGCAUGAAAGUCGAGCAAGAAGACUUAGUAACCCAGGUGGUCAUUAAGAGGUACAGAGAAGAAGUAAUCUUAUAGGAAUGGAUGGUAGCUUCUAAUUUUUAACCAUUCAUUGAAAUAACUGUGAAGCAACUCAUUAAACUAGUAUUUAUUGACCAAAAGUAGACUUUUCAGGUGUAUAGCUGCCAAAAUCUCUAUAAUAAAGAGGCUAAAAGAAAAUAAAUGGGAGUUAUUUUACUAGGAAAAUUAGAGAACCUAUAGUUUCCAAAAAGAGAUUCUUUAUGUGCAAAAUGAGAUAACUCUCUACCUCACAGGGUUGGUGUGAGGAACAAUGAGAAUAUGUAUUUGUGUAUUAUGUAGAAUAUAAUAUAUUCUCAAUAAAUACUAGUUUUUCCCCUUUCUAA